Molecule: messenger RNA, 552 nt
Organism: Schistocerca nitens (vagrant locust)
Lineage: Eukaryota; Metazoa; Arthropoda; Insecta; Orthoptera; Acrididae
Exons: 3
Coding region: 49-552 (167 amino acids)
Source: RefSeq, a predicted model, not a curated record
UCUAAAUGAAGCAACGUUUCGUUGUAGCUACAUGUACUCUCUUUCAAAAUGAGUAAACGAUAUGAUCUAGAAAAUCCUAAGGAUUUGGAAGAAGUACAUCGCCUUCUUCUCGACGACGAGGUAUCCAUUGAAGAUGAAGAUGCUCUUGCAGAAACUGAUUCAGAAACUGAAGAUAUACUCGAAACACGAUCUGUAGACUCAGACAUAGAUCAUGAAUUUGAUGAAGAGGAAAAUAAUGAAGCGCAGGAAACUGAUGAACAUUACUAUUUUGGUAAGGAUGGAACUAAAUGGAGGAAAGUGCCUUGGAAAGCAACACAGACAUGGCCUCAUAAUAUACUAACCAAACUGCCUGGGGUAGUUGGAGACGCAAAGAAAAUGGUAACUGAAAUUGACUGCUGGUGCCUAUUCAUCAGUAAUGAUAUCCUAGAUCUAAUUGUGGUCAACACUAACAGGCGUAUAGCUGAUCUAAAAGGAAACUUUGCUUGCGAGAGGAAGUCAGGUCGACUUCAUCGCAUCGAAAUGAUCGGUAUGAGAUGGGACUUGUCUGGGUGA